AUGGAGAAUACGAAACAACUUAUUGCUCAAGUUCUGAACAGAUUUGAAAAUGAGAAUGGUGGCAAUUUACUGGUAGCAACGCUGUGUCUAUUAGAAGCAUCAGCUAGUGGGCUCCUAGAAACAGAGCUUUUGACCAUAUUAGGAGAUGAGGAGAGUCUCAACAUACCUGAUAGUUAUGAUGCAACAGCGAGUGGUGGCAACAAGGGUGAUUCAAGAGAUAGACUUUCCAUGCAGCUGAGUGCUGCAAAAUGGGCUGCAGUGUACCGGGCAUUACGGCCAUUCCUCCGUCCAUUUGGUGAUAGCGGUGAAGGAAGGCUUGAUUUCUAUCAUAGAUCACUUAGUAAAGCUGUACGCAGAAAGUAUUUCUUACAAGAUGAUGAAAGUGACAGCGAAUCCAGGAACAUUUAUCAUUUCUGGCAUUCCAAAUUAGCUGAUUAUUUUGAGUUUGAACAGAAUGUGGAUCGCAAAGUAGAGGAAUAUCCAUACCAGUUAGUGAAGAUUGGUGAUAAGGAAAGAUUGUGUAGCUGUCUGAUGGAGUGGCCAAUAUUUGACAGGCUGUAUAGGGAAGAUUACAGCUCUCAACUGCUGGCUUAUUGGAGGAAAGCUGGGGGUUACGACAAAAUGGAAGAGUGUUACAAAGUGUCUCUCAAGGAACUGGAAAACUUUGGAGCAACGAAAGACGAGAUUGCUUUGAGAUAUGAGCAUAUCACAAGAGUGUUAGUACAAGCAGGAUUUUAUGAAUCAGCAAAAGUAUUAUUACAAUCACUUAUAAAACUUGAGGAAGACGAGCUUGGAGCACGGCCAGAAAGGAUGGUUGAGGUGUAUGGAUUAUGUGCAGAAUUGUGGGAUGAGAUUUCCAAACUGCAUGAGUUUAUAACGGGAGAGAAUAUUAAAGAUCUUCGUCCAGCGCUUGAGUUUGGCAGAAAAUCUGCCGCGAUCCGAGCCACUUUAGAAGGUGAUGUUCACAAGUAUAAGUUAGCGGUGUCGUUGAUGGGCUUGGCGUUCAAUUUGAAUGUAUGGUCUGACUGUGGUGGUGAUUCAAAUUUAUCCGCCAGUGAAGCAAUCAAUGAGGGCAAAGAAAAAAUAGAACAAGCUAUUCUGGUGUUUCAAGAGAUGAAGGACCUUGGUAGGCAGGCAGAGGCUAACAUGACAAAGGCUAUUCUUCACCCGAGAGGCAGUGCAGAACAGUUGCAUUUUUAUGAGUUGGCUUUAGAACAAUGUAAGCAGGCAUUGGGUGAUAAUUGUAAACUGAUGACUCGGCUGGUCAGUAAUAUCGGUAUUUAUUAUGAAGACAGUGGAGAUUACUACUCAGCCUAUGAUCACUUCAAGAAAUGGUAUCAAGUCAGUAUAGAGGUUUUUGGAGAGAACCAUCCAAAGACAAAUGUGGCCAGGAACGCUUUGAAUGAAACUACAUACAAAAAUAUAGCAAUGCAAGAAGAAGACGGCACAAGGGAAGAGUACGAAGCCAUGGCCAGGCAGAACAGAAUUGCAGAUGAAUAUUAGCUUUACUAUCGAAGAAGUCUGCAGAGCAGGGCUGUUCAUAUUACUGAUUGUUCGUCAUUGUCAACUUUACAUUUUCAACUUUUUCUUAAAAGCCCAAUUAUUUUAAUAUGUG
Messenger RNA from Saccoglossus kowalevskii, 1615 nucleotides. Its product is annotated as TPR repeat-containing protein DDB_G0287407-like. Gene Ontology annotation, cellular component: Cul4-RING E3 ubiquitin ligase complex. Lineage: Eukaryota; Metazoa; Hemichordata; Enteropneusta; Harrimaniidae. The record is from RefSeq and is a predicted model, not a curated record. Gene Ontology annotation, molecular function: protein binding.